This is a messenger RNA of Drosophila teissieri, 512 nucleotides long. RefSeq names its product enhancer of split m4 protein (gene E(spl)m4-BFM). Gene Ontology annotation, biological process: Notch signaling pathway; sensory organ development. Lineage: Eukaryota; Metazoa; Arthropoda; Insecta; Diptera; Drosophilidae. The transcript has a single exon. The record is from RefSeq and is a predicted model, not a curated record. The coding region runs from base 54 to 512 and encodes 152 amino acids.
ACACAUCUCAGCUACACAGCAGCUACACACACAAAAUUCCAAAACACAUCAUCAUGUGCCAGAACAAGAUCAACACCAACAACACCAUGACCAUCAAGUCGAACAAGAAGCUGUCCUACAGCGUGAAGAAACUGCUGCAGAAGAUCUUCAAGCAGCAGCAGCGCGUCGAGGAGGAGCAGAAUCUGAAGAACGCCCUCAAGGCCAACUCCUUGGAGUCCCUCGAAUCCAUGGAGAACAGCCGCAACGCCGAUCUGGAGUCCGCCUCCAUUUGCGCCUCCCUGGAGUCCUGCGAGAACGAGGCCAACGAGCGUCUCUCCCAGUCCUGCGAAAUUGAGGACUACGAGUUCGAGCAACUGCCCACCGUGCCCGUUCACUUCGUCCGCACCGCCCACGGCACCUUCUUCUGGACCGCCGUCUCCGAUCUGCCAGCCGACAACGACCUCGUCGAGCCCCUCUACUGCAGCACCUCCAACGCCAUCGCCAUCCCCCAGGACCGUUGGGUUCAGGCCUAA